AGUAGCUUCAUAACACCCCACCGCGCUUGCAUUUUGAUCAAUCUCCGAGUAGUGUUGUGCGAAUCGUGUAGUGUUUAAGUAAUUUAUAUUUUUUAAUUCAAAAUGAGGGAAAUCGUGCACAUCCAGGCCGGUCAAUGCGGUAACCAGAUCGGAGCUAAAUUCUGGGAGAUCAUUUCGGACGAGCACGGCAUCGACCCCACCGGCGCUUACCACGGCGACUCAGAUUUACAGUUAGAACGCAUCAACGUAUACUACAAUGAAGCCUCCGGUGGGAAAUAUGUACCCCGCGCUAUUCUCGUCGACCUCGAGCCUGGCACCAUGGACUCAGUCCGCUCUGGACCUUUCGGACAAAUCUUCCGCCCUGACAACUUUGUUUUUGGACAAUCUGGAGCCGGUAACAACUGGGCCAAGGGACACUACACUGAAGGCGCUGAAUUAGUCGACUCAGUCCUUGAUGUAGUCCGUAAAGAAUCAGAAUCAUGCGAUUGCCUCCAAGGAUUCCAGCUCACACACUCCCUUGGUGGUGGUACCGGCUCCGGUAUGGGAACACUCCUUAUCUCCAAAAUUCGUGAAGAAUACCCCGAUAGAAUCAUGAACACAUACUCCGUUGUCCCCUCGCCCAAAGUAUCAGACACGGUCGUAGAACCCUACAACGCAACACUCUCGGUACAUCAAUUAGUAGAAAACACAGACGAAACUUACUGUAUUGAUAACGAGGCUCUAUACGACAUCUGCUUCCGCACGCUCAAACUGUCCACACCCACCUAUGGUGAUCUCAACCACUUAGUAUCUCUUACAAUGUCUGGUGUCACCACUUGCCUUAGGUUCCCUGGUCAGCUCAACGCCGAUCUCCGUAAAUUAGCUGUAAACAUGGUGCCCUUCCCCCGUCUCCACUUCUUCAUGCCCGGUUUUGCUCCCCUCACAUCCCGUGGAAGCAGACAAUACCGCGCCCUCACCGUGCCCGAACUCACCCAGCAGAUGUUCGACGCCAAGAACAUGAUGGCCGCCUGCGACCCACAGUUCACGGCUAUGUUCAGGCGCAAGGCUUUCUUGCAUUGGUACACUGGCGAGGGUAUGGACGAGAUGGAGUUCACCGAGGCGGAGAGCAACAUGAACGAUCUGGUCUCGGAAUACCAGCAGUACCAG
Messenger RNA from Zerene cesonia (dogface butterfly), 1146 nucleotides. RefSeq names its product tubulin beta-1 chain. The record is from RefSeq and is a predicted model, not a curated record. The transcript is spliced from 3 exons. Gene Ontology annotation, biological process: mitotic cell cycle; microtubule cytoskeleton organization. Gene Ontology annotation, cellular component: cytoplasm; microtubule. Lineage: Eukaryota; Metazoa; Arthropoda; Insecta; Lepidoptera; Pieridae. Gene Ontology annotation, molecular function: GTP binding; structural constituent of cytoskeleton; GTPase activity. The annotation marks the transcript as partial.